This is a messenger RNA of Callorhinchus milii (elephant shark), 1834 nucleotides long. RefSeq names its product protein kinase C substrate 80K-H (gene prkcsh). The record is from RefSeq and is a predicted model, not a curated record. Gene Ontology annotation, molecular function: protein binding; calcium ion binding. The transcript has 15 exons. Lineage: Eukaryota; Metazoa; Chordata; Chondrichthyes; Chimaeriformes; Callorhinchidae. Gene Ontology annotation, biological process: liver development; N-glycan processing. Gene Ontology annotation, cellular component: glucosidase II complex. The annotation marks the transcript as partial.
GAACGUCCGCCUGUCCCAAUGGUAACUUCCACUGUACCAAUGCUGGCUUCAGACCUCGCUACAUUCCCGCUUCCCGCGUGAAUGACGGCAUUUGCGAUUGCUGCGAUGCCACCGAUGAGUACAACAGCGGCAUUGUCUGCGACAACACCUGCAAAGAACAAGGACGCAAGGAGAAGGAAACCUUACAGCAGAUGGCGGAGGUCGCCAAAGAGGGAUUCCGAGUGAAACAGCAGCUCAUCGAAGAAGCAAAGAGAAGUCGAGAAGAUAAGCAGAAAAAGCUGGAAGAGCUGGCGAAGAGCAAGACCACUUGGGAAUCGCAGGUGGAGUUACUGAAAGCGGAGAAGGACGCUGCCGAGAAACCGGAGAAGGAAGCCAAGGACAAGCAUCACAAAAUGUGGGAAGAAAUCAAAGCUUUGCGGAACCUGGAGAAGGAGAAACUCAGGGCCGCCGAAGCCUUUCAGGAGUUGGACGACGAUCAAGACGGCACUGUGACCGUGGCCGAAAUCCAGACCCACGUCGAGCUGGACAGCGAUGCAGACGGUGCCGUGAGCGAACAGGAAGGAGAGACGCUGUUAGGAGGCGUCAGUCAAGUGGAUGUUACCAGUUUCCAGGAGACGGUGUGGGCAGGUAUUAAGGACAAAUAUAAAUUUGAGGUGUCGCCGGAGACCCCAGCCCCCCCCGACGUGCCGGCGGAGGAGAAGACGGAGAAUCGGCCCGAGUCCCGUCGCGAGGAGUGGAAGAAGAACGCCGGCGAUGAUCGCGAGGAGGAUGAGGAGGAGGACGACGAUGACGAUGACGACGAGGGCGAUGACGGCGACGACGAGGGUGGCGGGGCCGAGGAGGAGGACGACGAGGACGAGGAGGACAGCGAUGACGAAGGGGGCCGGGAACGCUACAAGGACCCCGAGGACAGAUAUCAGCCGCCCAAGAAAGAGGUGGUGGAUGAGCAAAUGCCACCAUACGAGGAGCAAACGCAGGAGCUAAUUGAUGCCGCCGAUCGAACUCGAAGUGCUUUCUCGGAAGCGGAGAAAUCGUUGAAAGACCUCGAGGAUUCGAUCAGGAGCAUCGAGAAGGAGCUCACCAUCGACUUUGGGCCCUACGGAGAGUUUGCCUACUUGUUCAGCCAGUGCUACGAGAUGAAUACGAACGAAUAUGUUUACAGACUCUGCCCCUUCAAUAAAGUAGUGCAGAGGCCGAAACACGGAGGUACCGAAACCAGCCUCGGUCAGUGGGGGUCGUGGAGCGGGCCGGAAGGCAGCAAGUUCAGCGCCAUGAGGUACGAGCACGGCACAGCCUGCUGGCAGGGCCCGAGCAGGUCCACUUUGGUUAAGCUGACGUGCGGCAAAGACACGGCGGUGCUGUCCACCUCCGAGCCCAGCCGCUGCGAGUACCUGAUGGAGUUCACCACCCCGGCCUUCUGCCAGGAGCCGAGCGAAGAGGACCACACGGACCACGACGAGCUUUGAGGCUCAGGUCGUGUAGAGAUGAAGAGGAGACCAACAUGGCAGAUGGCUGGUGGGUGCCACAGCACUGUUAAUUCAGCAGACACCUCACCUACCCCCCCCCCCCCCCCCUCCCCCAACACACGCUCAUCAUCUUGUUACUAAAGUGGACCCUUUCCCCUCUCUCUCCCCCCACCCCCCACAACAUGUGUCCGGAGUGCGCUCCGAAUCCAGCACAUCCUUAAACCCACUGACAACUCUUCACUGAAUCAACUCUUAAACAUUGAUUGUAGUGGCCUGAUUGCCUGCCAACUGUGACCAAAAUGUCCUUUACCCUUGCGCUGUCUCUCUCUCUCUGUUUUUCUCUCCCUCUUUCUCUCUCUCUCCCCCCU